Molecule: messenger RNA, 7396 nt
Organism: Chelonoidis abingdonii (Abingdon island giant tortoise)
Lineage: Eukaryota; Metazoa; Chordata; Testudines; Testudinidae
Gene: PATJ
Product: PATJ crumbs cell polarity complex component
Biological process (GO): tight junction assembly
Cellular component (GO): apical part of cell; plasma membrane; cytoplasm
Molecular function (GO): protein binding
Source: RefSeq, a predicted model, not a curated record
GCGGUCCGCAGCGCGGUGGGUAUGUGCGUACGCGGCGCUCGCCCGGCUGAUUUCCUGUGUUGCAGGUGACGGUGAGCUGCGGUCAAAAUCCAGCCGCUCGCUUCCGCCCAGGUGAGAGCGCAGGGCAGACGGCGACCCGGGAGCAACCAGGCCUUUUGCAGCCCGCCUCUGCGGACCAGGUUAUUCUGACAGAUUCCAAAGAGAUCGAUUCACCAUGCCUGAAAAUCCUGCAACAGAUAAACAGCAGGUUCUACAAAUUCUUGAUCGUCUGCAAAUGAAACUGCGAGAGAGAGGGGAGACUUCACAGAAUGAAAACCUGACUAUUUUAUGUAACACACUCAGAAGCCCUUUGUUUAAUCAGAUACUGACCCUUCAGCAGUCCAUCAAGCAACUGAAGGAGCAACUCAAUUACAUGCCUUCGGACCGGUCAGUGGACUUUGAUUUUACUAAGAGAGGGUUACUAGUAUUUGAUGCUGAUAGAUCCAUUACUAAUGGGAACAUGUAUGUGGCUCAUAAUUCAUCUGGACCCAGAGUAGAUCCACUCAAUCCAAAACUAGGAGCUGAUGAAUUCAAUAUGAUGAUCCAAUGGAUGGCAAAGGGCAGGCAAAUAGAAUACAUAGAUAUAGAAAAACCAUCUGUUGGAGGACUUGGUUUUAGUGUGAUUGCCCUUAAAAAUCAAACGAUGGGAGAAGCUGGUAUCUUUGUCAAGGAAAUCCAACCAGGAAGCAUAGCUGCCAGGAACCAAAGAUUAAAGGAAAAUGACCACAUUUUAGCCAUUAACCACACCCCGUUGGAUCAGAACAUUUCCCAUCAGCAGGCUAUUGCACUGCUUCAACAAUCCACAGGAGCUUUACAUCUGGUUGUUGCUAGAGAGUCAGUCCAAAGAAAUAGCGGAACCUCUGCUGUCUUAAGUGACACACAUCCACUGGAGAAUAUUCAGUGGGGCCAUGUUGAAGAAGUUGAACUGAUUAACGACGGGUCAGGAUUAGGUUUUGGAAUUGUAGGAGGAAAAUCAAAUGGUGUCGUUGUAAGGACUAUAGUUCCAGGCGGAUUAGCAGAUCGGGAUGGAAGACUUAGAACAGGAGAUCACAUUUUACAGAUUGGAGGAACCAAUGUACAAGGAAUGAUCAGUGAACAAGUUGCCCAAGUGCUGAGAAACUGUGGGAAUUCUGUUAGGAUGGUGGUUGCCAGAGAUCCAGCAUGUGAGAUUACUGUGACACCACCAACACCUCUGAGCCUGCCUGUUGGUGCAUUUCCCUUCUCUCCGGACAGGGGUUCUAAGACAACUCUUUUUGAUACCUAUGACGUGGAGCUUACAAAAAAAGAUGGACAAAGCCUUGGUAUAACAAUUGUUGGAUAUACUGGAACAUCUGAUGUAGCAGAUUCUUCAGGGAUCUUUGUGAAAAAUAUAAUACCUGGCAGUGCUGCAGAUCACAGUGGCCUUAUACAAGUCCAGGACAAAAUUGUUGCUGUUGAUGGGAUUAAUGUUCAGGAUUGCUCCAACCAAGAAGUGGUGGAGGCUCUGCGUCGCACUGGCCAGGUGGUGCACCUUACCUUGCUUCGACAGAAACCUUCUCGUGCUUUCUCUUCAGGAAGAUCUUUAGAGAGAGAGCAGCCAAAUAUGCCAGCCUUAGUCCUGUCUGGAGCUGUAGAGACGGAAACUAAUUUGGAUAGUGAGAAUGAGGAGGAUCAAGAGGACAAAGAUAAUUUUGAAAAUGAAAAGAAGCAAAAUCUACACAAAAUAGGAAGAGACUCAGACUCUCCAGAAAAGGAGUUGAAAUCCAAGUGGGGAAAACUACUGGGACCUGAUUAUGAAGUCAUGGUGGUUCAUGUGGACAUGCCAAUUACAGAUGAUGCUGAGCUCCAGAAAUACUCAAAGCUAUUGCCUCUCCACACUUUGAGAUUAGGAGUUGAACUCGAUACAUUUGAUGGACAUCACUAUAUAUCUUCAAUUGCUCCAGAUGGUCCAAUUGCUAUGCUUGGCCUACUGCAACUGGAGGAUGAACUUCUAGAGGUAAAUGGAGUUCAGCUUUAUGGAAAAUCCCGCCGUGAGGCAGUUUCUUUUCUGAAAGAAGUGCCGCCUCCGUUCACUCUGGUUUGUUGUCGGCGCCUGUUCGACGAUGGCGGCGAAUCCUUUGUGGAUGAGCUCAGCACCAUCGAGGUUUCGUCUCCAGAGCCAAAGAUGAAACCAGAAGUAGACCUUCAUCCUGAAGAGGAAGGAGAUGGUGAACUAGCAUUAUGGUCUCCUGAUGUGAAAGUUAUUGAACUAGAAAAAGACUAUAAAGGUUUAGGAUUCAGCAUUUUAGAUUAUCAGGAUCCCCUAGAUCCAACAAGAACGGCCAUUGUGAUCAGCUCUCUGGUAGCGGGUGGAGUAGCCGAACGCGGGGGUGAACUGUUACCAGGCGACCGUCUGGUUUUUGUAAAUGAGAAAUAUUUGGACAAUGCCACUCUAGCAGAGGCGGUAGAAGUGUUGAAAUCUGUGCCCCCAGGUACUAUUCGCCUUGGCAUCUGCAAGCCUUUGGUGGGAGAAAGCAAAGAGGAGGAGAACUUUUGCAUUGUGGAUCCCAGCACCAUUGAAGACAACUCUGCAUCUCCAACAUCAAUAAAUGAUAUUCAUUCAUCAAUAAUGCUCGAGGCACCACAGGGUUUUAGAGAUGAAACAUUCUUUCAAGAAGAACUUGUUGAUGAGCCACUUCUGGAUUUGGGGAGGCCAUUUCAGCUAGCUCAGAAUGAAACAGAACAUAAGGAGUCCUGGGAAAUGCAUGAAUUCCUUAAGGCUAAAAUAGAGGAAAUGGGUGAAGAGCGGGAAAUGUUAGUGGAUGAAGAGUAUGAUAUGGACCCGGAUUAUUUUACAUAUGCCUCAUCACAUGUAAAGGACACAAAUCCACCUGCUGGGAAGAACCUGAUUUCUAUUGGAGAUUGGGCGAACCAACUUGAGCCAACUAAAACAUCGGAUUUAAGAUCCCCUAUUAGCACAAAGGCUAAGCAGUCUCCACAUUACCUGUAUGAUAAUGAUGAAAUGUAUGAAGCCACAGUGGAGAACAACUGCCAAACAGCUAUAUUUGAUGAUAUUGAAAUGACUGAGUCAGUAGCAAAAAGCAAACUGGAUUUAGGUACGAGGCUUCAGAACGACUCAAAAAGACGUAGGUUAGUUGACCUUGAAGUAGCUGAAAGAGAUGAACAAAAGAUGGAGGAUUACAUUCUUUCCAGGAACCAGGAAACUGGGAGAGCUGUCACUCCUGUUCAGCCUGCAGCAGUGUUGUCCAGUGAAUUACCUGAACGAGAAGAAGGAGAAGGAGAAGAAACUCCAAACUUCAGUCAUUGGGGACCAUCCCGAAUUGUUGAAAUCUUCAGAGAGCCUCACAUGUCUCUUGGAAUCAGUAUUGUUGGUGGACAAACUAUUAUAAAGCGCCUAAAGAAUGGAGAGGAACUUAAAGGUAUCUUUAUCAAACAAGUCUUGGAAGACAGCCCAGCUGGAAGAACAAAAGCCCUAAAAACUGGGGAUAAAAUACUUGAGGUGUCUGGAGUAGACUUACAAAAUGCCACACAUGAGGAAGCAGUGGAAGCUAUCAAGAAUGCAGGAAAUCCUGUUGUUUUUGUUGUUCAGAGUUUGUCUAGUACACCAAGAGUGGUCUCUGUGGUACAGUCUAAGAUAAAUAAAGCCAAGAAAGAUCAGGACACAGAAAGAGAAAACAAAAAUGAAAAGGAACUGUCAGCUAAAUCCUACAGCCCCACAGAAAAUCAGAGAAAAGUGGGGGCACCACCGCCGAUGAAGUUGCCACCUCCUUAUAAAGCGCCCAAAAGACUCCAGUCAGAGGAGGAUGCUGUGGAGGAGGAGGAUUUUCAUACAGAGGAGAAAAUCAGACAAAGAUAUGCAGAUCUGCCAGGGGAGUUGCACAUUAUUGAGCUUGAGAAAGAUAAGAAUGGGCUUGGACUCAGCCUUGCAGGCAACAAGGACAGGUCUCGUAUGAGCAUUUUCAUAGUUGGCAUCAAUCCAGAUGGACCUGCUGGGAGAGAUGGAAGAAUGCACAUUGGUGACGAACUUUUAGAGAUAAACAAUCAGAUAUUGUAUGGAAGAAGCCACCAAAAUGCCUCUGCAAUAAUUAAGACUGCUCCAUCAAAGGUCAAGUUGGUUUUCAUACGAAAUGGAGAUGCAAUUAACCAAAUGGCUGUUACUCCUUUCCCAUUACCUUCCAGCUCCCAGUCUUCUAUUGAGGAUCACAGUGGCACUGAACAUGCAAGCAGUGAAGAAGAUUGCAGCUCAGAAGUUGUCAUGAAAAGCUCGAUUGACGAUGAAUGUAUCAAAAUGGAUGUCAGAAACAAAGCUGACAAGCAGAUGUUGAUGGUAGAUCAGCAGGAUUUGGUGGAGCAACUUCCGGAAAAGGUCCUCAAUCAGUUAAAACAAUCAAAGUCUUCAACCAAAGCACCCAUCAGUUUACAUGAGAUAUCUUUGGCACCAACACCUUCUUAUCUUUCUCCAGAGGCAGAGUUCACCAGCCAUAGCAAUGUACUGCCUCCUCUGUUGCCAGUGGAUCCAGCCACAUGCCCAGUUGUUCCAGGGCAAGAGAUGACUAUAGAAAUAUCCAAGGGGCGAUCAGGCCUUGGUCUCAGCAUUGUAGGAGGGAAAGAUACUCCACUUGAUGCUAUAGUUAUCCAUGAAGUUUAUGAAGAAGGGGCAGCAGCUAGAGAUGGUCGACUCUGGGCUGGUGAUCAGAUUCUUGAGGUUAAUGGCGUUGAUUUGAGGAAUGCUAGUCAUGAAGAAGCUAUCACAGCCUUGAGACAGACACCUCAAAAGGUGCAAUUAGUUGUUUAUAGAGAUGAAGCUCAUUAUAAAGAUGAAGAGAAUUUGGAGAUUUUCUAUGUAGAUCUACAAAAGAAAACAGGCAGAGGACUAGGUCUAAGCAUUGUUGGAAAACGAAAUGGAAGUGGAGUGUUUGUCUCUGACAUUGUUAAAGGAGGAGCUGCAGACCUGGAUGGGAGAUUAAUACAAGGAGAUCAGAUCUUGUCUGUUAAUGGGGAGGAUAUGAGGAAUGCCUCACAAGAGGUUGUUGCCACUAUCCUCAAGUGUGCUCAAGGGCUAGUGCACCUAGAGAUUGGAAGACUGAGAGCUGGUUCUUGGUUAUCAUCACGGAAAACAUCCCAAAGCAGUCAGGUGAACCAACACAACAUGCAUAGUCACUUUCAUCCUGCACUGGCUCCAGUCAUCACUACCUUACAGAACUUUGUCAGUACCAAGCAGCUGUCGGCAGAUGCAUCUCAGAGAAAUUUAGUAGGAGCAGAUAUGGACCUGAGGACUGUGGAGAUAAUCAGGGGACCAAAUGAUCCCCUUGGUAUCAGUAUAGCAGGAGGGAAGGGAAGCCCAUUAGGAGAUGUUCCAAUCUUUAUCGCCAUGAUUCAAGCCAGUGGAGUAGCAGCACGUACCCAAAGGCUCAAAGUUGGAGAUCGGAUUGUCAGUAUUAAUGGGCAGCCUUUGGAUGGGCUGUCUCAUGCUGAUGCUGUUAAUCUACUAAAGAAUGCUUAUGGGAGCAUUAUCCUGCAGGUUGUAGCCGACACCAAUAUCAGUGCUAUAGCUAGCCAAUUAGAGAGCAUGUCUGCUGGAUGUAAUCUUAACUCCCCUACUCUUGAUUGUCAUUCUGAAGAUCCAGAGGCUCCUCGGCCUAAGAUUAUUGCUUUGGAGAAAGGUUCUGAUGGCCUGGGUUUUAGUAUUGUAGGGGGAUAUGGAAGUCCCCACGGAGACCUGCCCAUUUAUGUCAAGACUAUAUUUGCCAAGGGAGCAGCUGCGGAUGAUGGCAGAUUGAAACGUGGCGAUCAGAUUUUAGCAGUUAAUGGAGAAGCUUUGGAAGGUGUUACUCAUGAGCAAGCUGUAGCUAUUCUGAAAUGCCAGAAAGGAUCUGUAACAUUAACAGUGUUGUCAUGAAUCUCAUUGCACACGUGGAGAUGAAUGUAAUUAUUUUAAAACAUCGUAGAGCUGCUGCUAUAAUGUACAGACCUGAGUGAGAUGAAAAAAACUCCAGAUAAGAUUACUAUAUUCUAAUCCUAUUGCCUGUAUGGCUAGCGUGCAUCUAUGGUUUCAUUUAGUCUUAUAAAUGAAGCUUACUGGUCACUGAUUUUUCUACUUCUUUAAUAUCUUGUGGCUUCUGUUUCCUCUCAACAAGGUUAACUUAGAAAACUUUAAUGAACUGUAUGCGUUUUACUUUAGUUAAACAUCAGUUUAUCCCCACCAAUGGGCAAUCCCUGUUACAGUUGCUGAAACUGGAAUUAACGCGCACACACACACAAGAGAAUUUAGAUCAUCUGAUGAGGAGAAAUAAAGCUAGGUGAUUUGUCAUCUCACUCAUUAUUUACUUAUGCUAACUGUCCUUUCAGGUAUGCCAGAAAACAUUAAUAAUGUAAUUAAAUUACCAUUGUUCCAAAUGACGAAAUAUCCGAUUCUCCUCUGGGAAAGUGUGUGUGUGUGCUCUACACAGUAAGUUGGACAGUUCAGUGCUAACUUUUCAUAUUGAUCUCUCUGGAUAGGUCCAUGCCAGUUAGUGAUGAUUAUUAUGAUGGGUCAAUUUGCAGCCUUUAACAUUUAAAAAAACAAAAAAACUGGGGAGGAGCCUUUCUUUUCAGGUCUUUCAAAAUCUCCCAGACAGUCUUUUAAGAUCUUGAUGCGGCAUGAGCAACAUGUCUUAUUCAGUUCUAAUUAAUUUUUUACAGAAAAAGAAAUGUUCUGAAAUGACCAAGAUGCUCAGUACGUGCAUUUGUAAUUGUGCUGAAUUGCAGUACUAAUGUCCACAGUUAGAAUUCUAAGAAGGCCAGAGUUUGCCUCCAUAAUGUGAUCUAUAAUUCAGCUAAUGUGAAAGCUAGUAAGUUGUGAUUUGCACUGGCGGUGAGGGCUAAAUGAAGGCAGAUUGAACCAUUUUGCAAGUUUCCAAACGUCUGCGUGGUAUCAGCUGAUAUGGGAAAGGGACCUUUACUUAUCAGAAACUACCACUCAUCCAGUAUCCUGUGCUUCAGAUUGCUAGAACCUAGUUUUGUGCAAUGCCACUAAGAGAUUUAGCAAGUGAACUUGUAAAGCAAAGAAGUAGUAAUGCAAGUUGGUGCAGUUUAAUCUUUCUAACUUUGUGGAGACUGGUGGCAUGCAGAAAGCACCUCAGUAUGAUGUAGGGCUAAGAGGGCUAAUUUUUAAUGAUGAUACAGCAAGGAAAAGUGAAUACAAAAAAGGAAAAGUAUUGAAAUCGGCAGCUGAUUUAAUUAUUAGUUGUGUGUGAGGCCUUCCUAUUGGUAAAUGAAACCAGGCUUUCUUUCAAAAUCCUAUAAUUACUGUUCUUCAGUAUGUUUUAGCUAAAAUGUAAUAUUAUUCUGACUGUAUAAAGAAAAGUAUAUUGAAGUGAGGUUAAAAGGGAUAAAGUAG